Molecule: messenger RNA, 3620 nt
Organism: Planococcus citri (citrus mealybug)
Lineage: Eukaryota; Metazoa; Arthropoda; Insecta; Hemiptera; Pseudococcidae
Exons: 11
Coding region: 168-3218 (1016 amino acids)
Biological process (GO): proteolysis
Molecular function (GO): serine-type endopeptidase activity
Source: RefSeq, a predicted model, not a curated record
CUAUAAAACCCAAGACGUUUGUUUAUUGAGUGCGUUUCAGAGAAAGUACCAUUAGAUCGAUAGUGAGCAUUGGUGAGUGCAGUAUGUGAUUUGGUCAAGUGAACAGUGAUAAGUGAUAAGAUAUUUUUUUAAUACGAUUAUUAACUCAAACUAGUCAUUCAGACAAGAUGUGGGCAUUUAAGCUCGUCUACUUAUUUACAUUGAGCAGCGUGCUGCUGACGGCAAGCUGCGAAGAAAAUUGGUCAUGGGGGAGUGGAAAAAAGACUGAAACGGAAGAAAAGCCGAAAUCGGAUACGACAGCCGAAGGUAGCGUGAAUCCUAACGUAAUCGACGAAAUAAUCAGUUCCGGUCGAGAUGGCAGAAUGCUGAGCGGAUUCAGCGAUGUUUACGAAGAUCAAGACGUUCAAGACGCCCUGUCUUCGGGUAACGAAACGCAUGCACGAUCACUGGUCAAAGAUCGUUUAUGCGGUCUCGGUUUAAUGGCUUGCGACGAAGAUAUCGAAGAAAAACGUCCAUUCAUCCAGCCACAAGACUUAAUCUACGCUCAACCAGUCCAUCUUAAACCUGUAGGAAGACCGAUCGCUGCCGUUCCUCUCAAAGGAUCUCCCAACUCGAUCGGUUACGGACCUCCGAAACCAGUUCCUUUCCCGCCAUCCAACUUUGGCAACUCUUACCCUCCAGUACCACCACCCAGGCCUUACAUUUCCGCAAACAAACCACCAUUAGGUCCGAUUUACGGAGCUUCGAGACCACCAGCUGUAUACGAACCGAUCGAUCCGAUCGAUAAAAAACCGCAAGUGGUCGUAAACGCGCAACACGGUGUUCAGCAACACGUUCACCAUCACUAUCACCACGCUGAUGCGGAAAAGAUUGGCGUUAUCGAUGCUCCCAAUACCGUCUAUCCUUCCGGAGUGGCUGGUGGUGUCGGAUCGUUAUAUAAUGGCGAAAAUUCUCUUUACGGUAAUACCGUCGGUGGAAAUGGGUUCAUUGGGUCACCGACGUACGGAGGUGGAUUGGAAUCCUAUGGAGGUGGUCCGAGUCCAUUCUAUAAGAAGGAGUUGAAUCUCAAAGGAACUGCCAGCAGUAACGGUGUUUCCAACUACGUAAACCCGGAACGUUAUCAAUCCUACGAAACUCCCAGAGCUGAUAACAAUUUAGACUGCGUUUGCGUUCCAUUCGAUCAAUGUUUACCUCACGAAGUCAUAUCGAGGAAAGAAGACGGAUACGCCAUCGAUCCGAGAAAUUCUUUCAAAACUAAUAUCGAAGCAAUUGGCCCAGACGAUGUCGUCAUCACCGACGGAAACGGUACAGUGGUUUCAGUGAAAAAAUUACAAGACGAAAUAAAACCGGAAGAAAAUAAUGAAAACAAGGAAGAAAAAGCUAGAAGAAGAAGACAUUCCGAUUUAGUAGGCGCAGCUUCCGAAAGCCAAGAGAAUAAAAUCGAAGCGCGAUCAGAACGAAAAAUAACUGUCGAUGAUUUGACCAGCAACGGAUACAAAAUUGAAGACCCGAAUAUCGAUCAAAUUGCAGGACGCAAACUAGGCGGAAUACUCGGUGGUUCUGGAGGUGGAGGAGGCGGUGGAGGAGGAGGUGGAGACGAUGACUCCGAUAGCUCUUCUUCCGGCAUUAAACUAAGACCCACGUUUGGUGUAUCUUUUGGUCUACCUUCCGGAGGUGCAGGUUAUCCUAUUAGUCCUUACGGUCCUAACCCGGCGAUUAAUCCGUAUGGGCAUUCGUUAGGUGGUGGUAACGGCUUAAAUCUCGGUUUAGUUAAUGUAAAUCCGUUAUUAUCGCUUCAAGUGAGUAAAGACGAAUACGGAGAUAAAGUAGUCAAGCCUUGGGUCAAUCUGCAUGUUACGCCGAAUCACCAACUAGUCGAUAAAUUCGGAUACUUGGUGCAUAAAUUGAAAGAUCCUCAUCAUUACGGCGGAUACCCUCCAUCGUAUUACCAUCACCAUAAUCAUUUCCAUUCACAACCUCAACCACCACCUUAUUAUCCUCCUUCCAGACCUUACUAUCCAUCUAGACCUCCUCAUUACGGUUACAAUAACUAUGCUCCUUCUUAUCACGGUUAUAAUGGCGUUAAUUACAAUUCCCUGGAUUACGCACCGACCGGAUACGAAGACGAAGAUGAUUACGAUUCGGGAUUCUAUAGAAAUGCAAACUCCAAUGCAUCUGCCCAAAACUCAGAUCAAUAUAAAAGAACCGCAUAUCCCGAACAAUCAGACAGUAAAAGCUCAUCGGUGGUAUUUCCAAACGAUCGAGUAUCUGGCAACCGAAAACGUAGACAAGCCCAAGACCAAGAGGGGGGAUCAGCUGAACAGCGUCAAGGUUACUUCGGAUUAAAUAAAUGUGGACCGAGACAAGUAUGCUGCCGAAGACCACUCAGACAACCACUCACAAAUCGUCCAGGCUUUGCUCAAUGUGGACGUAGAAACACUCAAGGAAUCAAUGGCAGAAUUAAGACCCCAGUUUAUGUCGAUGGAGACAGUGAAUUCGGCGAAUAUCCAUGGCAAGCAGCUAUUUUGAAGAAAGAUACUCAAGAAAGUGUUUACGUAUGUGGUGGUACCUUAAUCGACAAUCUACACAUUAUUACAGCUGCUCAUUGCGUAAAAUCGUACACUAAUUUCGAUCUCAGAGUCAGAUUAGGUGAAUGGGAUGUCAAUCACGAUGUCGAAUUCUACCCAUACAUCGAAAGAGACGUCGCAAAUCUUUUCGUUCAUCCGGAAUUUUACGCUGGAACUUUAUUCAACGAUAUCGCCAUUUUGCGUUUAGACAAAGCUGUUGAUUUCACUCAGUACCCGCAUAUUAGCCCAGCUUGUUUACCAGAACCAGGAUACGACUUCAGUGGUCAAAGAUGUUGGACUACUGGUUGGGGUAAAGAUGCUUUCGGAGAAUUUGGAAAAUAUCAAAAUAUUCUUAAGGAAGUCGAUGUCCCUGUUAUCUCUUAUAGUCAAUGUCAAUCUCAAUUACAACAGACUCGAUUAGGUUAUGACUUCAAACUCCAUCCUGGUUUCGUUUGCGCCGGAGGUGAAGAAGGAAAGGAUGCCUGCAAGGGUGACGGAGGUGGACCAAUGGUUUGUGAAAAAGGUGGCAUUUGGAACUUAGUCGGUGUUGUAAGUUGGGGUGUAGGCUGUGGUCAAUAUGGAGUUCCGGGAGUAUACGCCAAAGUGUCAUAUUACCUCGACUGGAUUAGACAAAUAACGAAUCGUUACUAAGCAGUACAUUAACACUGCUAAAUGUAAACAACUUUCUCAUUUUGUGCAAAUUAGUUAUUAUCUAUGUACGUAAGUGAUAAUCGAUGUUUUAAAUAUUUUCACGAUAGGUAAUUACAACAGUUCAGAUCAUUAAAAAUCUGACGAUUGUGACUAUUUUUUUAAAAUAAUUUUUUACGUGUUGAAAAAUCUUCUCAUUUUUUUGUUUUUUUAUUGUUUUUUUUUUAUAAUGGCCACCUACUGAUUAUUUUUAAGAAAUUAAUUUAUUGGAAUUUUUCUUUUUUAUCAUUUGUGUGACAAUUCGUCAUUAACGUUUAGAAAAAUCGUAUCUCUAUUUAUGAGAAAAAUUAAGAAUUGUGUAAUUUUUAAUAUUUAUUUACUAUUGUAAAUAUAUUUUAUAAGUUA